AUGUCGAAUAUCGAGGGCCCUCAAGCGAAAACUGCGGAAGAACGUGAAGCUCGCGAUAAAGAAGAAAGGCUCCGUGAACAACAAGAGCAGGCUGCGCUUCCUUAUUCUUGGACUCAGGAGUUAGGCGAUGUGGACAUCAUCGUCCCUGUCCCGCAGGGAACACGGGCAAGAGACCUUACUGUAGUUCUUCAGAAGAAGAAGCUCAGCAUCGGUCUGAAAGGUCACGAACCGAUCAUGGGCGGCGACCUUUGUAAAGAGAUCAAGGUCGAGGAUAGCACUUGGACUGUUCAGGACAACAAAAAUGUUCUAAUUCACCUGGAGAAGCUAAAUGACCAGACAUGGUGGGAGAACGUUCUAACGCACCACCCCAAGAUCAACACACAGAAGAUCGAACCUAUGAACAGCAAAUUGAGCGAUCUUGACGGGGAGACUCGUGGAAUGGUCGAAAAGAUGAUGUUCGAUAAUCAGCAGAAACAGAUGGGCAGACCGACAUCCGACGAACUGAAGAAGAUGGAGGCUCUCAAGAAGUUCCAAGCAGCACAUCCAGAGCUCGACUUCUCCAAUGCCAAGAUAUCGUAG
Messenger RNA from Cyclocybe aegerita, 579 nucleotides. The record is from the annotation of a GenBank genome assembly. Lineage: Eukaryota; Fungi; Basidiomycota; Agaricomycetes; Agaricales; Hemipholiotaceae.